UUUCCUCUGACGGUAAACGCAGCACUUACAUGUCUUAACGUCGUGCACUUGCAACGUUCUCACCCUGAGUGAAAGUUGCUGAGUUGGUACAGCCUGUGCCCGUAAGAUAGAAAAGCGCAUUCCGUAGUCUUAAGGAGCGGACAGCAGUGUUUGGGCUGUCACAAGCCGAGACAUGCCCGAUUCUCGACCGAGUGAACCUGGUUCGAAGGUUUCAGACCCACAGCAUUCUCAGAAACUGCUCAUGGUUCUUCGCACCUUCUGGCAAGAACAAAGUUUCCACGAUGCACUGCUGGUGGUUGACGGAGAGGAGCUUCCUGUCCAGAAAAACAUCCUGGCUGCUGCUAGCCCAUACAUCAGGACCAAGCUGAACUACAAUCCUCCAAAGGAAGAUGGGUCCACAUACAGAAUUGAGCUGCAAGGGGUCUCCAUGGCCAUCAUGAAACAUAUCCUGGACUACAUCUUCAGUGGUGAAAUCACUUUGAGUGAAGAGACCAUCCAGGACAUGGUGCAGGCGUCUGACCUGCUCCUCAUGACCGACCUCAAGUCCUUGUGCUGUCAGUUCCUAGAGAGCUGCAUCACUGCAGAGAACUGCAUUGGCAUCCGGCUCUUCUCUCUGCACUACUGCCUUUAUCACGUCCAUUAUGUUGCCACUGAGUACCUGCAGACACAUUUUCGUGAUGUGGCUCUGACUGAGGAGUUCAGGGAGCUGACCCCAGACCGGCUCUGCGAGGUGCUCGCCAUGGAAAAACUGAAUGUGGGAAAUGAAAAGCAUGUGCUGGAGGCUGUGGUGCGAUGGUUCGCUCAUGACCCAGAGGAUCGCAGGGUACACAUGAAGGAAGUGAUGUCUGCUGUAUGGCUGCAGGGCCUGGACGUGGGCUACCUGAGAGAACAGGCCAUGGGGGAGCCACUGAUGAGGGAGGUGAUCAGAGAGUACUGUCAGUCAGUGCUAGGGGACGGUCAGCUGCAGGGUGAGGCACUGCUCGCCGCCUUCAAACCCAGAGGUUAUUCUGAAUGUAUUGUUAUUGCUGGAGGAGAGGAUCGCAAAAGCAGGAAGCCAACCGCUGCAAUGCGCUGCAUGUGUCCGCUCUACGACACCAACAGACAGGCCUGGAUCGAGCUGCAGCCAAUGAGUGUCGCCCGCAUAGGCCACGGGGUGGUUGCUGCUGAGGGUUUUCUGUUUGUGAUGGGUGGAACAGAUGAACACAACACAGUCCUGGACAGUGGAGAGAAAUAUGACCCUGACUCCAACACCUGGAGCCCCAUACCCCCAAUGCUUCAGGCUCGUCAGAACUUUGGUGUGGUGGAGCUGGACGGUCUGAUCUACAUUCUGGGAGGAGAGAAUGAAGUAACGGAGCUGAUCACUGUUGAAGUGUUUGACCCUCACUUCAAUACCUGGAAGAUGCAGACCAGUAUGACCAUGAUCCGCAAGGUCGGCUGCUACGCCUCCAUGAACAAGAGAAUCUACGCCAUAGGUGGGGGCUCCUAUGGCAAGCUGUUUGACUCCGUUGAAUGCUUUGACCCUAAAACCCAGCAGUGGACUGGCCUCUGUCCUCUGAAGGAGAGACGGUUUGGAUCGGUGGCAUGUGGCGUAGGCCAGGAGCUUUACGUGUUUGGUGGAGUGAGAAGCCAAGAGCCCGACAACCCCGAACAAAGGCAAAUGACGACCUGCAAAUCUGAGUUCUACCAUGAUGAGAUGAGGAGGUGGAUGUUCCUUGAUGACCAAAGCCUGUGUAUUCAGACCAGCUCAUCCUUCGUCUAUGGUGCUGUGCCCAUCGGAGCCAGCAUCUAUGUAGUGGGAGACCUGGACACAGGCACGAGCUUUGACUACAUCCGGGAGUUUCGUCGCAGCACUGGCACGUGGCAUCGGACCAAGCCUAUGUUACCCAACGACCUCUCCAAAACAGUCUGCGCCGCCCUGCGCAUCGCCAACUGUCGACUGUUCCGACUUCAGCUGAGCCAGGGCAUGUUCCGAAUCAGAGUCUGACAUCCAUACUCACACACUGCACACUGGUACUUUCUACUUGCUGUAGGUUUAGGUUUAAGAAAUGUAAGAACACUAAAGUACUAAUAAUAAUUAAUAUAUAAUAAUGAAUAAUUGCUAGAUGUGAUUGUGAAUGUUCAGGGGUUUCUACUCAAGACCCUUUUGCUGUAAGACUUAAGGUGACAAAGUUCAUCUAGACACAUUUUUUACAUUAUUUUAAGGCAAUUUUACUCACCAAAAUAUUUUUCUUUUUUAAUGUAGGAUUUAAUCAUUUUUUUAAUUUUUAUUUUAAUGGACAUUCCACAUUUGUAAUGUUUACUGCUGGUCUGUUGCUUGGUGAGGGAUUUAAACUGUAAACAACGUGAUAAAUUAACUGCCACAUUAUCACUUGAGGAAUUAUGAUGGAUUUUUUUAGAGGAAACAUUUCAACAGUACUACUUUUGUGCAAUAUGCAUUUUAGGAUGUUUUGUGUAGUUCGGUUGUGUAUUCUGGCCAAAUUGAAACAACAUAAACAUUUGUCCAGAUAUUUGCAGCAGUGGGCAGAAAUUCUUUCAGUUAUAGAAAUCUUACGGUGGAAGUCAGGCCCCCCCAGAGAGCAAGGCAUCAUUUUGCAGCCGUCACACAAGGAGAAAUCUUUUCUCUUCUGCUACCAGCUUCCAUAUAUACCAAAAUACAAUGAAACCACAAGAAAAGGCAUUUUGAGUAACGGCUCUACACGCUGCACUGAAACUGUGGUCUUAUGAGUUCAGUGUAUGUCACACACAAAUCUUGGUUACAGUCCGUGUAAGGCUAUACAGAAUCAGCUUUGACUGUUCCACAAAUGAGAGUUGAAUCUCAGUGCUAAUGUUAAAUGUUGACUGAGAAAAAACAUUGCAAGUAGUAGGCACGUUGUCAGCUUCCAUCAUCAUCAAUCUGAAAUGCAGCAAAACAAAAGACUAAACCGUGGCCACAGUGCGGACACUGUUUUUAUUUGUAGCUUUAUUCAAAGCACUGACACUGACAAAACUGCAUCUACCAGUGUUCUCUGCACUACUGUGUGUUUACUCCGAUUGCUUGGUUUGUAGACUUAGAGACUUGCAUAUUGUUUAAACUGGAGGACGUAUUCUCUGUCUUUGGUUGCCAAAGCUCAAAAUCAACCAAUGAUGAUGUCCCACAAUAUUUUUUUAAUAUAUUUUAAUUGUCACUUUAGUCAUGGACAAGCCAAAGUCACAGUGUGUGUAAGGAUCAUGAUUGUAGCUAGAAGCUCUUCUCUUCUUUCAAUCUACAAAUUGAAAACCAUAGCUAUGCAGCAGAAUAAUCAUGAUCAUUGUAGAAAUGCAAGUUGAGGAAAAAUUAGUACAUCAAAAAGUAAAUCACAAAGCGCCUAACUUUAAUUGCCAGUUGUUAUGAUUGUGCAGGCUGUCUGGGCUCAGCCUGUUCAGAAAUAGAUGUCACUGCAAAUGACACUCUUUGAGUUGUUGGAUAUGUUGCAGCCUCCGUGACCUCUGCCCCAGCUUUCUAGUCAGUACAGUUUUGGCAUCCCUUGACCCUAUUUGUUCUGUGUGAGUUACAGCUGCUGCUGUCUGUCCUCAGCUCAGAGGUAGCGCAGACAAAGUGGACUCUCACUCAGUGGAGCUCAUGGAGUUUUGAUCCAAACACACCUCUCAUAAUAUUAGGAAGGCUGAUGUCUGACCAGUAAAGACCAUUACAAAGUAAACUUUAAACUGUAAAAGUCCAUGGUCUUGCAAGAAUGGAAAACUAAUGUGACAAGCAUGUGACACAAAAUCAGAAGAUAAUCAUAUACAUUUUAAACAGUAUAUUCAUGUGUCCUUGUGUGGAAAAGUGAGAAAACUGUUGCAUUAGAAUCAUUGUAGUACGUCACUACAGGAUUUUAUAAUUCUCAAACUUUCAGAGACAUCAUCUUGUUGCACCAGCUGAACAGAUAAUUGAUCCUCAGAGUCAGUAUUUACAAAUCCAUUGUGAGUAUUUACUUUUCCUGUAAGCUCACUUCAUUGUUCAGGUGCACCAUUUCUGCUGAGGCUACAGCUUUACUAAAGGCUCACAGUUUUCUUGACCAAAAUCUAAAUCAAAGAUCAACAUUCUGAUCACUGAGAAUCUCUUUCCAUCCAUUGUGUUUCUAGUGUAUUUUGAUUUACUUUUCUUUUUUUUCUUUCUUUUUUUAACUAAGGUGAAGAUGACUUACAUCACAAUCACACAUGGUCCCAUAUAGUGACGACAUCAACAAUUUCAGAUGAAGUCAACUCCUUUACAGUCAAAGUUAAAGGUACACUAUGGAGCUUUUGUGGAUCCCUGGUUUAUUUGUAAUGCCACCAGUUUUGUUAACGCACACAGAAGUGCGGCAGUGCUCCCAUGAAGGCAGGGAAGAAGUGAAUGCAGCAUAAAAUUGCAUGUAAUCACAUUUAUUCCAGAUAAUGGUAACUGUGGAGCACAAAUCCAAGCAAAGUUAGUGUCAUCAUAAAUCUAAAGAGAUGCAGUCCGUUAUAGAAAAUGUACUCCCUGUAUAAACAUUGAAGAGCAUUUUCCUCUGGUUCUUGUUUCAUUAGUCCCUACCAUUUUCUAGCGACCCCUGUUUGACCCAAGCUAUGAAACUUAAACACAGCUGGUGUAGCAGGCUGCAGGUCUUAUAAUUAAGGCAACAACUAAAUAUAGGUUCUGCUGUAAAUGUAAUGUUUACAAGCAAAAUUAUUCGCUUUUUAUAUUAUGUGAAAUGAAUACAAAGGUCAGUAUCACCACUGUGUCACACCAUAGGAAAAGAACAGUUCCUCUACAGUAACAACACACCAGCUUAAUAUUAAAGGAUUUCCUGGAGCUCAUCCAAACACUAGAAAGCAUCAGGACCAAUAUGCUGAGGCUUGACUGUGAAUACUGUGCUUCCUUGUUUUUGCAGAGACACUUAACAUUCCAUAGUGUCCAAUCAUUUACAGUAAAUACUCUAGUAGAUUAGCAAGCUGCUCUGUAUCCUAAACAACUCUUACAUGUUAACACCUUAUGACCGUCUAUAUUGUGAUACACUGGAAAACACAACAAGGGAAAAUAAAAGCGGUCUGAACCAAAGUCAUGUUGUGAAAGACAGGGAGUGAAACUGUUGUUUCAGUUUGUAGUUUUGUAACUGAUGCAUGAGGAGGUUUUGUAAGAUGUUGCUCAUGAGUGUCAUUCAUCUACGUCAAAGGAAUUAAAACACCAAAGUGGUCAACUGUAUGCCCUA
Molecule: messenger RNA, 5186 nt
Organism: Lates calcarifer (barramundi perch)
Lineage: Eukaryota; Metazoa; Chordata; Actinopteri; Centropomidae
Gene: gan
Product: gigaxonin
Exons: 13
Coding region: 173-1984 (603 amino acids)
Biological process (GO): regulation of cytokinesis; protein ubiquitination; cytoskeleton organization
Cellular component (GO): Cul3-RING ubiquitin ligase complex
Molecular function (GO): cullin family protein binding; ubiquitin-protein transferase activity
Source: RefSeq, a predicted model, not a curated record